Messenger RNA from Scylla paramamosain (green mud crab), 1654 nucleotides. RefSeq names its product multifunctional procollagen lysine hydroxylase and glycosyltransferase LH3-like. Bases 81 to 1439 code for a protein of 452 amino acids. NCBI's taxonomy places the organism in Eukaryota, Metazoa, Arthropoda, Malacostraca, Decapoda, Portunidae. Gene Ontology annotation, biological process: peptidyl-lysine hydroxylation. Gene Ontology annotation, cellular component: endoplasmic reticulum. The transcript has 11 exons. Gene Ontology annotation, molecular function: procollagen-lysine 5-dioxygenase activity. The record is from RefSeq and is a predicted model, not a curated record.
GACUCGCGACUCGCCCAGUGUCCUGUCAGCUGUGGUUGGGAGUGUGUUGCUCCUCUUGGUGGAAAUUUAUCACUGAAGCCAUGUGGUAUUUACGUUUAUGGCUGUUAGCCCCGGUGUUGUGUUAUCUGAGCACCCUGGCGACCUGUGCUGAGGAUAGGGAUUUGCUCCUCAUCACUGUGGCCACCAAUGAGACCGAUGGCUAUCAGCGGUUCAUACGGUCCCUUAGGGUCUAUGGUCUCCAGGUUAAGGUGUUGGGUUUGGGAGUCACCUGGGAGGGAGGAGAUGUCCAGAAUACUGUGGGAGGUGGCCACAAGAUUAACCUGUUAAAGGCCGAGCUCUACAAGUACAAAGAUGAUGAAAACAAGAUCAUCAUGUUUACUGACAGCUAUGAUGUGAUAGUCACAGGUGGCAAAAACACCAUCCUAGAGAAAUUUGACUCCCUUGAUGCCCGAGUAGUAUUUGGUGCUGAAGACUUUUGUUGGCCAGAUAAAAGCCUUGCUGAAAAUUACCCACGGGUUUCAUUUGGUUACAAGUAUCUGAAUUCUGGAGGUUUUAUCGGCUAUGCCUCAGAUCUUUAUGGGGUCGUAUCAUCCCAUGAUAUCAGAAAUGAUGACGAUGACCAGCUGUACUACUCACAAUUAUACAUCAACAAAGAAUUGAGGAACAAAUAUAAAAUGAAGCUGGAUACUCAUGCCAGGAUAUUCCAGAACUUGAAUGGACAGUUUGGUGAUGUCUCCCUGAAAUUUGAAGAUGAUGAUGUUAGGAUACAGAACACAGUGUAUCAGACCAUCCCUGUUGUCAUUCAUGGAAACGGACCCACCAAGGUGUUGCUGAACUCCCUGGGAAACUACCUGGCCAAGUCCUGGACUGUGAGUGAAGGCUGCCUGGCCUGUGAGGAGAACAGGCUGGAGAUGGAGACUGUGCUGGAAGAGGAUCUUCCCCAAAUGCUGGUUAGUGUAUUUAUUGAAAAACCCGUACCUUUCCUGGAGGAAAUGUUGGGGAAAAUUGAGCUGCUGGAUUAUCCAAAACACAAGAUAGAUCUGCUUGUCCAUAACCAGGCAAAAUUACAUGAAGAGCUGACAAAUGGCUGGGUUGCCAGUGUGAAGUCUCUGGGGUACCGCUCUGUCAAGUACAUCUCUGUCAAUGACAACAUGAAAGAGUGGCAUGCUCGUAACUUGGCCAUAGAACUGUGCUUAAAGAAUAACUGUGAUGCAUUCUUCAGUAUUGACGGUGAGGUUCACCUUGAUAAUCCAAAGGCACUGUCACUUCUGUUGUCACACAACAGACCUAUUCUUGCUGCUGGCAUGGUGCGUGAUGGCCAGGCUUGGUCAACUUUCUGGGGAGCAGUCAAUGAGGAUGGGUUCUAUGCUCGUUCCAUGGACUACAUGGACAUUAUCAACAAUAAGAGAAGUGUUGGAGAAGCCGGCAGGUGUGCAUGACGGGGGAGAGGUGGAGUUAAAACAAGAUUGUGGAUUGAAGCGGCGGGAGAGAAGGAAGAGGAGUGAGAGAAGGAGAGGGAUGAGGGAGUAGAAGCAAGGUAAGCGGUGAACGAGAGACUGCAUACGUUUACCCGUGACCUUGAUGACCUUGAAGCGGGAAGGUCAGUGAAGGUCAGAUUCGCCUCUCUCUCUCUCUCUCUCUCUCUCUCUCUCUC